CCCAAGGCCUCCUUCUGGGCUGAGCCAUGCUGUGUGAUCCCUCGGGGGAAGCCCGUGGCCCUCUGGUGUGAGGGGAGCCCAGAGGCCCAGGACUACUACCUGGAUAAAGAGGGGAGGCCAGUGAACUGGGACAGACGCCCCUCAGCUGCGCCCAUGAGCAGGGCCAAGUUCUCCAUCCCAUCUGUGACAGAGCACUAUGGAGGGCGAUAUCGCUGUUACUACCGCAGCCCUGCUGGCUGGUCACAGCCCAGUGAGCCCCUGGAGCUGGUGGUGACAGGAGUCUACAGCAAGCCCAGCCUCUCAGCCCUGCCCAGCCCUGUGGUCCCCUCAGGAGGGAACAUCACCCUCCAGUGUGAGUCACAGAGAGGAUUUGACAGGUUCAUUCUGACUCAGGAAGGAGGAGACAAGCGCUCCUGGACACUGGACUCACAGUACAACAGGGGGAAUUUCCAGGCUCUGUUCACUGUGGGCCCCGUGAUUCCCAACCACAGCUGGACACUGAAAUGCUACAGCUAUGACAAGAACAACACGCAGGUGUGGUCAGAGCCCAGCGAUGCCCUGCAGCUCCUAAUCUCAGGGCAGUCCAGGAAGCCCUCCCUCCUGACCCAGCAGAGCCCUAUGUUGGCCCCUAGACACAACCUGACCCUCCAGUGUCGCUCUGACCUCAGCUAUGACACAUUCGCUCUGUCCAAGGAGGGGGCAGGUGACCUUCCCCAGCACCCAUCCAAGCAGCCUCAGGCUGGGCUCUUUCAAGCUGACUUCCUCCUGGGCCCUGGGAACCGCUUCCGUGGGGGCCGCUACAGAUGCUACGGUAGACGCAAUCACUCUUCAGAGUGGUCAGCACCCAGUGACCCCCUGGACAUCCUGAUCCGAA
Messenger RNA from Octodon degus (degu), 874 nucleotides. Its product is annotated as leukocyte immunoglobulin-like receptor subfamily A member 6. The record is from RefSeq and is a predicted model, not a curated record. The transcript has 3 exons. Gene Ontology annotation, biological process: cytokine-mediated signaling pathway. Gene Ontology annotation, molecular function: inhibitory MHC class I receptor activity. NCBI's taxonomy places the organism in Eukaryota, Metazoa, Chordata, Mammalia, Rodentia, Octodontidae. The annotation marks the transcript as partial.